CAGCUGGAAUGUCGGCACGCACCCACACUCAGCGGUCGCAAAGACAAAUGACACGCCCAGUGAUGACGUCGAAAUAUGUGGUGCGGUAACCGAUUUUGACAUGUCCAGUGAAGAAUCGCCAGAAGCCGACGAGGAGGAACCCACUCCACAACAACAACAACAAUCCAAAGCUAAGGAUGCAAAAUUGCGCCCGAGUCCUUGCGGAGUGCGUCCACGUUCAUCUACACAGCGUGCUGUCUCGGCAAGGUCUAGGGCAAGACAAAAGGGAAGGCGGGUAGAUGCCACGACCUGGAUGCUACUGACCUUAAGCAUCGUGUUCGUCGGUGGAUUUCUUCCGUUUCUAAGCCUGGAGUUCUUCCGGUCUGCCGCCCCGGAUAGCGUUGCGUCCAUGAGCGCCGUCUGCCAGUCACUUUACCAUCUUUUUCGGAGAUCUUAUUUUCUGAACAGCGCCAUCAACCCCAUCAUUUACAGCCUAUGCGACUUGUCUUUUAGGAGGGAAUUCUGGAAAAUUUGUAAGGGCCGGUAG
Lymnaea stagnalis (great pond snail) is the source of this 526-nucleotide messenger RNA. NCBI's taxonomy places the organism in Eukaryota, Metazoa, Mollusca, Gastropoda, Lymnaeidae. The record is from the annotation of a GenBank genome assembly.